UUCGCCGCUGGAUGUCGCUGCUUGAGCAGGUACGCGUGUGAAUAUCAGCCGAGGAAACGGUAAUAAUGGCGGCGACCUGUUCGUGGGAUCCGUGUGAAGAAACAGGGCAGGAUGCUCUUAUUGUAAAAUUUUCUAAUGGACACGUGAAGAAAACAGAAGAGCUGGACUUCAAACUCUUUAAACACUCAGAUGGUAUCAAUCCCAGAAAGAAAACCCGACGAAUUGUGGUUGCAGAAUCAGACAGGCUUCCCUAUGUUGGGAGCAAUUUUGGGUCUGGAUCAUUACAGUGUAAUAAUCUGUGCAGGUAUUUUGUGGGAGUACUUGACAAGAGAACUAUGACAAUGAAAGUUCAUAAUGCUCAGCUGUUCAAUAUGCUUCCUGUUAUACCAGGUGAAUCCGCAGUAAAUGAAAACACAAAGCAAGCUGAUACAUACAGAGAAAAGGUGGAUGCUCUCAUUGAAGCUUUUGGGACGACUAAACAGAAGCGUGCUCUGAGCUCCAGGAGACUCAACGAAGUGGGCAACGAGACUCUUCAGCAGGCUGUGGCACUGGCUGCUACCAAUGUCAUAAAUCAGAAAGGAGUGGAAGCUCUGCGUAGUGAAGUGGUUGAAACUGAGGCUCAGACAGAUACAGCCCUCUUCCUCCCUUCAUGCAACACUGAGGCAGACAAAGCAGAAGAUGUGUACCCCUUUGACCAACUUUUGUCUCCAAAUGAGUUUGAUUCACUGAAGGAUGUUGGAGCAAAGAUGGCAGCGCUGACCCCUGAAGACCUGCAGAAGAUGAGAGCUGAGAACUGUCCACAGACUGUUCUUAGACAUCUUGAAUUACUUCCCAAAGAGGACGCAGCUCGUGACAGACAGUCUCGAUGUGCCUGGUACCUGUCCUUCCUUAUCAAAGCCUCGCUACAGAAACGUCUCUCCUUCAAAUUUGGUAUUGAGGAUGGAUGUCCCCGAGUCAUUAUCCACAAUGUGCUGAAGAAUUUCACAGUGGAGAGUUUCCACCAUGGCAGCCUCAGGAACACCGUAUCUUCGUCCAUGCGUAUUAAACUGGUUGCUCACUGUUUGGCUUUACUGCUGCACAUGGGUGAUCAGACGGCUAACCUUACACUCCUACACAGAGACAUGGGCAUCAGUGAUGCCAAAAUGUUGGAGGUGGCCAAGGCCAUGGGGCUGACCCUGUCCCGUCAGUCAGCCCACAGUAGAGAACAGGCCGGGACACAGGAGGAGCACAGGAUGGCCUCUCUGGUGCUUCCACUGGUGCAUUACGAACAACGUAUGGGUCGCAGGAAACGCAAGAGGAUGAACUAAGCUGUGGACAGUAAUAAGUUUCUAAGCUGGGAACAAACUGUAACUGCACGUGUUAAAAUUACAGUGUUCUUGUAAGAUUGAAUUGAAAAUAAAUGGGAUUAUUCAGUUAACG
Molecule: messenger RNA, 1419 nt
Organism: Sinocyclocheilus anshuiensis
Lineage: Eukaryota; Metazoa; Chordata; Actinopteri; Cypriniformes; Cyprinidae
Product: RNA polymerase I subunit E
Exons: 12
Coding region: 66-1307 (413 amino acids)
Biological process (GO): DNA-templated transcription
Molecular function (GO): DNA binding
Source: RefSeq, a predicted model, not a curated record